AGAAAAAAAGGCACAACAAUUAAAGCAAGAAAGAAAGAUGGGGAGAGCACCAUGUUGUGACAAAACAAAUGUGAGAAAGGGAGCUUGGUCUUUUGAAGAAGAUGCUAAGCUCAAAGAUUACAUCGAAAAGUAUGGCACUGGUGGUAACUGGAUCGCACUUCCCCAAAAGAUCGGGCUCAACAGGUGUGGUAAAAGUUGCAGAUUGAGGUGGUUGAAUUACCUACGACCCGACAUCAAGCAUGGGGGAUUCUCUGAAGAAGAAGACCUCAUCAUCUGCAGCCUCUAUGUUAGUAUAGGCAGCAGGUGGUCUACAAUAGCAGCUCAACUGCCUGGUAGAACAGAUAACGAUAUCAAGAACCAUUGGAACACGAAACUCAAGAAGAAGUUACUCGAAAGGCGCAAAGAAUCACAAACCACUAGGUUUUCCGGUUCAAGCCAGGAUUGCAAAGAGAGCACUGCAGUAGAAACCCUUAGAAACACAUCCAUUGAAAGGUUACAGCUUCACAUGCAACUCCAAAGCCUUGAAAACCCUAAUUUCCCACACUAUGAUAAUGCGCCCAUGUGGCCUUGCAUGCUGCAUCCUCUUCAAGAAAACAUGAUGCAAAGUCUCCAACUUGUAAAAGAAUCCAAUAACCCUCUUCAACAAGAGUAUUCUCCAGUGAGUAGUUUGAUGAUCAACAUCACUAAGUCGUCAUCUAUCGUCUCGGAAUCAGAUGGCACAAAACAACCCCCAAGCACGGAACUACAACAGUUUUGGGCGUUUCAAGCCGAAAUCAAUAAGCUUGUGAACACUAAAGGAGCUAUACCACUAGGGGGGCUGCAGAUGGGUACCGAGUGUUUCAAGGACAUUGAUGGUGGAAAAGAUGACAUGACUUGGUGGUCUAACGAAUUUGAAGCGAAUUCAUCGCAUUCAAUUGGUGUUCUUGAUCACGAAUAGACAAACAUGAAGAAUAAAGACUUGGUGAGAGGACAUAAAGUACAAUGAGACGAUAACAGAGGGCACGCGGAUUAUGAUUCAUCAAGUUGUUCUAUUAAUAUUCAGUUGUCAUGAAAUUAGGUAUAAUAUAAGGGUAGAAUGUAAGAGAAUGAGAAGAAACCAAUAAGUACUUACGUGUACAUUUGUGUGAUAAUGUCAUAUCAAUUUCUUCUUAUGUUUAAGGCAUAUUUCCUGUCUUGCAUAAAGUCAUGUACUAGAUAGAAUAUGACAUACUUGUCAUGUCGCAUGAUAAUUUGAUACAUCACU
Molecule: messenger RNA, 1243 nt
Organism: Helianthus annuus (common sunflower)
Lineage: Eukaryota; Viridiplantae; Streptophyta; Magnoliopsida; Asterales; Asteraceae
Product: transcription factor MYB36
Exons: 3
Coding region: 38-937 (299 amino acids)
Source: RefSeq, a predicted model, not a curated record